AUGACCCAACCAUCGGUACCAUCUCCUCCUCCGCCUCUACCACCACCUCCCCCAGCAUCCGCUCCACCGUCACAACCUUCCGACGGCGGCGUUCGUGUCCGCUGUGCCGGUUGCCGCAUGAUCUUGACCGUAGCGCCCGGGCUGACCGAAUUUGCUUGCCCGACCUGCCGAAUGCCGCAGAUGCUUCCGCCGGAACUCAUGGCUAGGGUCCACCAAACGGCACCGUCAACGUUGCCGUUAACUCCUUCUUCACAGAACUUGCCCGCUCACGGAAUUGAUCCUACUAAGAUCCAGCUUCCUUGCGCUUCCUGCAAGGCAAUUCUCAAUGUUCCUCAUGGCCUCUCGCGGUUCUCUUGUCCUCAAUGUAAAGUUGACCUUGCGGUCGAUCUCUCUAAGAUUAAACAAUUUUUGCCUCCGCCUCCGCUUGAAGAAGUUAACGAGGUUGCUGUUGAAGUGGAGCGGGAUGAAGAUGAAGGCGGCAUGGUCGGAGAAACAUUUACAGAUUAUCGACCACCAAAAAUAUCUAUUGGACCUCCACACCCAGAUCCCGUUGUGGAGACAUCUUCAUUGGCUGCAGUGCAGCCACCAGAUCCUACCUAUGAUCCAAAAACUAAAGAUAUUUUGGAAAGUUCAAAGGCUUUGUCAUGUUUGCAAAUUGAGACCUUGGUCUAUGCUUGUCAGAGACACCUUCAGCACCUCCCCGGUGGGGCUAGGGCAGGAUUCUUUAUUGGAGAUGGAGCUGGUGUAGGUAAAGGUCGAACAAUUGCAGGUCUAAUUUGGGAGAACUGGCACCAUGGAAGGAGAAAAGCAUUGUGGAUUUCUAUUGGUUCAGACUUGAAGUUUGAUGCUAGAAGAGACUUGGAUGAUGCGGGUGCAGCCUGUAUUGAAGUGCAUGCUUUGAACAAACUACCUUAUUCUAAGCUUGAUUCAAAGUCUGUUGGGAUCAUGGAGGGAGUUGUCUUCUUAACAUACAAUAGCCUUAUAGCAUCUUCAGAGAAAGGUCGAUCUCGUCUCCAACAGCUUGUGCAGUGGUGUGGACCAGGGUUUGAUGGCCUUGUAAUUUUUGACGAGUGUCACAAAGCAAAAAAUUUGGUCCCUGAAGCUGGUAGCCAGCCAACACGCACAGGAGAAGCAGUGCUUGAAAUUCAGGAUCGACUACCUGAAGCUCGUGUUGUUUAUUGCUCAGCAACUGGUGCAUCUGAACCCCGCAAUAUGGGUUAUAUGGUUAGACUUGGUCUUUGGGGAGAUGGAACUUCUUUCUCCGAGUUCCGUGAAUUUUUGGGUGCUCUUGAUAGAGGGGGUGUUGGAGCUCUAGAAUUAGUUGCCAUGGACAUGAAAGCAAGGGGAAUGUAUUUAUGUCGGACACUUAGUUAUGAGGGUGCUGAGUUUGAAGUUAUUGAAGCACCAUUAGAAGAUAAAAUGAUGGACAUGUAUAAAAAGGCAGCAGAGUUUUGGGCAGAACUACGAGUAGAAUUGCUGUCAGCUAGUGCCUUCCUGAAUGAUAAACCUAACACUAGUCAACUAUGGCGAUUGUACUGGGCAAGCCACCAGCGUUUCUUUAGACACAUGUGUAUGUCUGCUAAAGUCCCUGCUACUGUAAGACUAGCAAAGCAAGCAUUAGUUGAUGAAAAAUGCGUAGUCAUUGGUCUUCAGAGUACUGGUGAAGCAAGGACGGAGGAAGCUGUGACAAAAUAUGGUUCUGAACUUGAUGACUUUGUUUCCGGACCUCGAGAAUUGCUGCUUAAAUUUGUGGAAGAAAACUACCCAUUACCAGAGAAACCUGAACUCCUUCCAGGAGAGGACGGUGUUAAGGAGCUCCAAAGGAAGAGACACUCUGCAACCCCUGAUGUUUCAUUAAAAGGAAGGGUUAGAAAAGUAGCCAAGUGGCAACCUCCCAGUGAUGCAGAAAGUGACGAAGAAUCUGAAAGUGAUUCUGACAUUGAAUCUAAUGACUCUGAUGAGGAGUUUCAGAUAUGUGAAAUUUGCACCACUGAGGAGGAAAGGAAAAAGAUGUUACAGUGUUCCUGCUGUGGUAAAUUAGUCCAUUCCACAUGCUUGAUGCCACCAAUUGGUGAUAUAGUUCCUGAAGAGUGGUCAUGCCAUUUAUGUAAGGAAAAGACAGAUGAAUAUCUUCAAGCAAGGCAGGCCUACAUAGCUGAACUCCAGAAGAGAUAUGAUGCAGCCUUGGAACGUAGGACUAAAAUAUUAGAGAUCAUUCGUUCUUUGGAUCUUCCAAAUAAUCCUUUGGAUGAUAUUACUGACCAGCUAGGAGGGCCCGACAAAGUUGCAGAAGUUACAGGAAGGAGAGGCAUGCUUGUGAGGGGCCCUACCGGAAAGGGUGUAACUUAUCAGGCUCGUAAUACAAAGGACGUCACUAUGGAAAUGGUUAACAUGCAUGAAAAGCAGCUUUUUAUGGACGGAACAAAGUUUGUUGCUAUUAUUUCUGAAGCUGGAUCAGCUGGUGUUUCCUUGCAGGCAGAUAGGAGAGCGGCAAAUCAGAAAAGAAGGGUUCAUUUAACGCUAGAGCUUCCAUGGAGUGCUGACCGUGCAAUUCAGCAGUUUGGAAGAACUCAUAGAUCAAAUCAAGCUUCAGCACCAGAAUACAGGAUACUCUUUACUAAUCUUGGUGGAGAACGGCGAUUUGCAUCAAUUGUUGCGAAGAGAUUAGAAUCUCUCGGUGCUUUGACUCAGGGGGAUCGCAGGGCUGGGCCUUCAUUAAGCGCUUAUAAUUAUGAUAGUGCUUAUGGAAAGAGGGCUCUGGUGAUUAUGUACAAAGGAAUAAUGGAGCAGGAUUCUCUACCUGUUGUUCCUCCGGGAUGUUCGUCUGAGAAACCAAAUACUAUUCAAGAUUUCAUUAUGCAGGCAAAAGCUGCUCUUGUAUCUGUUGGGAUAGUUAGGGACACAGUUCUUGGAAAUGGUAAAGAUCCUGGAAGGUUAUCUGGUCGAAUUAUUGAUUCAGAUAUGCACGAAGUUGGACGAUUCCUCAACCGGCUUUUGGGGCUACCUCCUGAUAUUCAGAAUGGGCUAUUUGAGUUAUUUGUGAGUAUUUUGGAUCUUCUCGUUCGGAAUGCUCGCAUUGAAGGUAACCUCGACACAGGAAUAGUUGACUUGAAAGCUAAUGUCAUAGAACUACAGGGGACUCCCAAGACAGUUCAUAUUGAUCAAUCGACUGCGGCUUCAACCGUUCUUUUUACAUUCAUCUUGGAUCGAGGGAUCACGUGGGAGUCAGCAAGUAACAUGCUGAAUGAAAAACAGAAGGAUGGUCUUGGCUCAGCCAUUGAUGGCUUCUAUGAGUCCAAGAGGGAGUGGUUGGGAAAACGUCAUUUCAUUUUAGCGUUUGAAAGUUCUGCUUCGGGUAUGUAUAAGAUUGUCCGUCCUCCUGUUGGGGAAUCAAACCGGGAGAUGCCUCUAUCUGAAUUGAAAAGUAAAUACAGAAAAGUUUCAUCCUUAGAAAAGGCUCAAACUGGUUGGGAAGAGGAAUAUGAAGUUUCAUCUAAACAGUGCAUGCACGGUCCCAAUUGUAAGAUUGGCGGCUUCUGUACAGUGGGAAGAAGACUACAGGAAGUAAAUGUCUUGGGUGGCCUCAUUCUUCCUGUUUGGGGAACAAUAGAAAAGGCCCUUUCUAAGCAGGCCCGCCUAAGCCAUAGGAGGCUACGAGUUGUUCGCAUAGAAACUACUGUGGAUAACAAACGGAUUGUUGGGCUUCUGGUUCCUAAUGCAGCUGUUGAAGCUGUUCUUCAAGGUUUAGCAUGGGUUCAAGAAAUUGAUGAUUGA
This is a messenger RNA of Lathyrus sativus (Indian pea), 3774 nucleotides long. The record is from the annotation of a GenBank genome assembly. Lineage: Eukaryota; Viridiplantae; Streptophyta; Magnoliopsida; Fabales; Fabaceae.